AUGGCGCAAGACCUCGGCUUCCAGAGAGACCCAAAGCACUGGAUCUCUCAUGAUUCUUCACUAGUUACGGAGGAAGACAUGGAGAUUCGCAGACGCAUAUUCUGGGGAUGUUACACGUCCGACAAACUCAUCAGCUUGAUUCUCGGGAGGCCGGUGUACCUCUUCUACGACGAUGCUGAGGUCGAAACGACCGAGAGACUUCCAGACUUUCCAGAAAUGGCGCCGUGGCUUCCCGCCGGCGUUGCCGCCUACGACGGCCGCUUCGCUGAUAUCAACCCACUACCGCUUGUGCCCUGCUUCAAGGAACAAAUCCGCCUUUCCAAGAUCAUUGAGAAGAUGUUGUCGAAGCUCUUCUCAACGAGAUCAAACUUGGAAGGUCUUGGGAGGCAGGCAUGUCUCGACAGCCUCAACUUUGAGCUGUGCAGCUGGUAUGAAGCCUUGCCAGAGUGCGCGAAAUGGAACAAGUGGGAACCUCCAAGCACUCCUUUGAUUCCGAGUGUAGCUGCACUCCAGUGA
Colletotrichum chrysophilum is the source of this 516-nucleotide messenger RNA. RefSeq lists its product as uncharacterized. Bases 1 to 516 code for a protein of 171 amino acids. The transcript has 2 exons. Gene Ontology annotation, molecular function: DNA binding; zinc ion binding. The record is from RefSeq and is a predicted model, not a curated record. Gene Ontology annotation, biological process: DNA-templated transcription. NCBI's taxonomy places the organism in Eukaryota, Fungi, Ascomycota, Sordariomycetes, Glomerellales, Glomerellaceae.